Pangasianodon hypophthalmus (striped catfish) is the source of this 1891-nucleotide messenger RNA. RefSeq names its product UDP-glucuronosyltransferase 1A5. The transcript has 5 exons. NCBI's taxonomy places the organism in Eukaryota, Metazoa, Chordata, Actinopteri, Siluriformes, Pangasiidae. The coding region runs from base 138 to 1823 and encodes 561 amino acids. Gene Ontology annotation, molecular function: UDP-glycosyltransferase activity. The record is from RefSeq and is a predicted model, not a curated record.
UCUCACACACUAAAUAAUCCUCGCAAGUUUGAGAAGCUUCACUCACACUGCUCUCGGCUAAAACACACAGAGUCUCAGAGAGAGACACACAGAAAUGAAAGGAGAGAAUUUGGCCAUUUGGACAUAACAGUAUAAACAUGGAGUGUUGGUGUGCUGUGUAUCUGUGUGUUGUUCUGCUGCCGUGUUCAGCUUUGGCUAAGACCAGUGUUACUGAAGGGACAUUUUCGGGCCAUUCUGAUGGUUCUAAGAAAAUUAGCGGGUCUGAAGGAACAAGCAAUUUUGGGAGCUUUGAUGGCACAGCAGGACCCAGUGAGAGAAACGGUACCGGCAGGCUGCUGGUGGUGCCGAUGGACGGGAGUCACUGGACCAUGAUGAAGGCCGUGGCAGAGGAACUGGGCCGCAGAGGCCACACUGUGCUGGUUCUGAUGCCAGAGGUCAGCAUGCGCUUGGACUCUGGGAAGCACUACAUGAGCAAAACAUUUCCGGUUCCGUACACACAGGAUCUAUUUAACCAACUGAUGAAAAAUUCCCAGCAGCUGAUUGGUUCUACAGCAGGUCUGACAGAGAGAGUCUCAGGGAAACUGAAACAGAUGAGAGAGAUUAUGAAUCUGAUAAUCUCCACUAGUGAGAGUUUGUUAUUUAACCAUGAGCUGUUGGAGUUUUUACGGAAGCAGGAGUUUGAUGCGGUACUGACAGACCCUAUGAUGCCAUCUGGAGCCAUUUUAGCCAUUAACCUGUCUCUGCCUGCCAUCCACAUGUUACGUGGGUUACCGUGUGGGAUGGAUGCUAUCGCCACUGCCUGUCCUGACCCACCUUCCUACAUCCCCCGCUUUUUCACUAAACACACUGACCGCAUGUGCUUCACUGAGCGUGUGUUAAACGUGGUGGUGUACAUGCUGGAACCAGUGAUGUGUAAGCUGCUGUACUGGCAGUUUGAUGAUGUGGCAUCACGGUUCCUGCAGCGCAGCAUCAGUAUGGCGGAGAUCCUAAACACAGCUGCCAUGUGGCUGCUGAGAUACGACUUCACCUUAGAGUUCCCCAAGCCACUAGCACCCAACACCGUGCUGAUUGCAGGAUUGAACUGUGCUGUUACUAAGCCUCUGGAUCCGGAGGUGUUGGAGUUUGUGGAAGGGUCAGAACACGGAAUUGUAGUUUUCACACUUGGCUCUUUAGUGCCAGCAAUCCCAAAGGAGAAAGCAGCCAUUUUCUUCCAGGCUUUCAGCAGAAUCCCUCAAAGAGUACUGUGGAGGUACAUGGGUGAAAUGCCUCAUGAAGUUCCUGGGAAUGUGAAGCUGAUGAAGUGGCUUCCUCAGAAUGACCUUCUGGGUCACCCAAAGGCAAGAGCAUUCAUUACUCAUGGUGGCUCACAUGGUAUCUAUGAGGGGAUUUGUCACGCUGUUCCCAUGGUGAUGAUGCCACUCUUUGGCGAUCAGGGUGAUAAUGUGCAGCGAUUGGUCAGUCGUGGAGUGGGUGUGGUCUUGAACUUCUAUGACAUCACAGCUGAUGUGCUAGUCAAUGCCCUAGAUGUUGUCAUCAAUGACAGCAGUUAUAAAGAGAGGAUGAUGAAACUAUCUGCUCUUCACAAUGAUCAACCAAUAAAGCCACUGGAUCUCGCAGUUUAUUGGACAGAAUACGUAAUGAGGCAUAAAGGGGCGGAGCAUCUACGUUUGGCUGCUCAUAAUCUUAAUUGGUUCCAGUAUCACAGCCUUGAUGUGUUUGGCUUUCUGCUGGUUGUCAUGGUGAUUGUUGUCACAGUGAUGAUGAAAUGGUGCAUGUUGUGUUUAAGAUGCUGCAGGAAAUUACAGAAGAGAAAAGAGGAGUAAAAUGUGCUACUGUUUUAUUUGGCUUUUUGAGACUCUACAAUGUAUAUUACAAUAAAGUAUAAACACCA